Molecule: messenger RNA, 4771 nt
Organism: Salvelinus sp. IW2-2015
Lineage: Eukaryota; Metazoa; Chordata; Actinopteri; Salmoniformes; Salmonidae
Source: RefSeq, a predicted model, not a curated record
AGYAGGUGUCCAUAUACUUUUGGUAAUGUAGUGUACAUCGAUCUAAAUCAGGAUUGAAAUAUGAAUGCAGGGGGGAAGUUAACCAUGCGGGGGUUAACCAAAAAGCCUUUGCAUUUUGCACAAAGAGAAAAGGGGCUAAUGUAGCUGAUUACAGAUGAGCAGCUAUCAGUCUCACAAGGCAGGUGUCGUUGUUUUAUGACAAGCUCGAAUCGACUGUGUAUAGGGCUAACCUACUAUCAAUGGGUAAGCGCAGUAUUUCUAGUCCGUUAUGUUUGAUCUGUCAUGAAAAUUGACMGUAAAGAGCAGUGGAGGUUAUAUGCUUGUGAAAAUAAGAUGCCCCCGCUGAGUGAGUGAUGACAAGCCGUGGGGAGGCUGCUGACAUUGACGAUACAGCAGUGACUGACUAAAAUGGGAGCGCGGCGAAGCAAUGACAAUCGAACCGUAUCAAUGGGGGAACCAGCGAUCUGGCGCUGAGGAGAACGGAGCAUCAUCACCGACCAAAACACCGCAGCCUUCAGCAUCUCAACAGAACCCGCCACAUAACAAAGUAAAGAUGGCCAUUUCAAGAUGGAAAUUCGACUGACAGAUAAAAUGGACCUGUGAGACGUCGGGUGCAAAUUGCGGACCCUGUCGGAGCUACAGCCACACAUGCUGUCUCCCCCACCCCACCAGCCUCAGCAUGCCCACUUCCGAGGCGCCCAGUGUGGGCAGUAACUCCAGCACCGUGCCCUGGGACCCUGGUUCCUCUGGUCCUCCUGGCCCCACAGAUUGGCCGUCGGUGGCCAACAGCGUAGUGAAGAUGGUGCUGAUCUCAGCCAUCGUGUGUGUGUCUCUGUUUGGUAACGUGGUGGUGUUGUUGGUGUUCCAGAGGAAGCCUCAGCUCCUCCACGUGGCCAACCGCUUCGUGCUCAACCUCCUCCUGGCAGACCUGCUCCAGACUGUGCUGGUCAUGCCCUUCGCCAUCGCUGCCACCAUGCCCGGCAUGUGGCCCCUGGACGCCCGCCUCUGCCAGGCCCUGGUGGUGCUCAUGCACCUGUUUGCCUUUGCCGGGGUCAACACCAUCAUCGUGGUGUCGGUGGACCGUUAUCUGGCUAUCAUCCACCCACUGUCCUACCCCACCCGUAUGACCCCUCAUCUGGGCACCAACCUCAUCGCCUGCACCUGGGUGCUCAGCCUGCUCCAGAGCACGCCACCUCUCUACGGCUGGGGGGCCAUAGACUUUGACCGCAGGCAUAACGUGUGUUCUGUGGUGUGGUCCUCUAGCCUGUCCUACUCAGCCCUGGUUGCCACGUUCUCCUUCUGGCUGCCUGUGCUCAUCAUGCUGGGCUGUUACUGGAUGGUGUUCAGGGCAGCGAGGAGGCAGAACGCCCUGGUGCACCCCAUCCAGACCCACUCUAAGUCCCAGCCUAACCAGCCUCCGGACCCCCAGGCCCCCUGCACCGGCAGCCCCCAGUGCCAGCCCCAACAGCCACCCCCACCCUUGGACUCCUUCUCGGCCGGGGGGUACCCCAUCCGGGGCAGGCACAGACGUUUCCACUACCACUGCAAGGCAGCCCGGGUGGUGUUUGUCAUCAUGGCAUCGUACAUCCUGAGCAUGGGACCUUACAGUGUUCUCAACACAAUGUCCAUUCGCUUCAGUGCUGCUGUGCCUCCAUGGCUAGCCUCCCUAGCCCUGGUCCUCUUCUUUUUGCAGUGCUGCCUCCACCCGUACAUCUACGGCUACAUGCACCGCAGUGUGAGGAAGGAGUUUCUGGCCCUACUGUGUGGUCCGCUCUGCAGGCAGGGCCUUCUCUGCCACACCUCCGCMCAGGACAGCUGCUUCACCGUGACCGACGGACGAUCCACGCAGCCCCAUCUGCCCAGCCUGGCUGCCCGCGUCUGCCCCCUCCGCACCUGGGAGGAGGGCACCACCACGGAGGCUACCUCCUCCACCAUGGAUAGGAGGUCCAGGGACAGCCGCAAAGACACCACCUCCACCAGCCUGAGCUCUGAGAGAGAGCUCACCGUCCACACCACCACGUAGUAGACAGGUCUACAGCAAAACAGCCUGGGAGAUGGGUUGAACUGUUUUUUGUGUGGCAGUUUUCCCCUCCAGUGAAGACAUGGUUAUUCAGCAUGGCUAAACUUGAGCAGAUUUGCCUUUGGUCUACAGGGUUUCCCAUUCUGAAAAUAGCUAUGUUUCCAUGAACUUGUCCAGUAAUUUUUUUUGUUAACGUUUAGAAAGUUCGCAUAGAUGAUAGAUUCGUCAAAUACCUGCUACAGUGAGUUUCCAUUUAAAACAAACUUAUGUCGAUAAAAACAGCUGUACGUAAUGACGUCACACCUAAUAAAACACGUUUUCGAAAAAACCUAUAKUGUCGAAUAAAAAUUAAGUGGUUGAAGUGUUUCCAUUACCCGUUUAGGMAAAUUGCGCAUUAAUAAAUUGUCGACAGCCUAGAAUAAUUGGGUGGUGAAACUUGCAUCCAGCCAACCASAAAAUCUAUGUGAAGCAAUUCAGCCAUUCUUGAAAGUCAGGACAAAGAUCCUGCAAAGAAACAUCAUUUUUAUAGUUAAAACAUUGAUUUAGCAGGCAGUAGGCAAUUAGAAUUAAMAUGUGGAGUGGAGCUUCAUAGUACGUGUUGACAUAACGUGCCCCGCGUACCUUCAAAAUUAUUCGGCAAUACAUUUUUCCGAAAAACACAGUUUCUAUCAUCAUUUGUUGCAAUAAAGAAAGUUUGACAAAAGAAAACUCCACCCCUGUUGAAUGGAUAAAAAUGUUGUCGAUCUUAAGAAAAUGUCUCCUAUAUCUGCCGUUUCCAUUACACGUCACAAUGAGACCUGUCCGGCAGUGUUUUCCUUGAAAAGCCAUUGUUAGUUCUCCUAUUGUUCAGUUAUGGUUGAUGCGUUAUUUUGAGUGUUUUCUACCCUCAGAGAAAAAUCUCUGUCAAACAUCCACGAAACAGAUCAGUAUUAUCAUAUCAAAUUGAAAGAACAUGCCGCAAAUGUAUUUGACUGUUCUGUGGUUACAGAACACAAACUCCUCAUGGKGACAGUUUAUUAUGUUUGUCUCCUGUGAGGAGUAUUACUACUCACCCUGCCUGUAGUGCAAUAAUGUUGUAACUGUACUGUAUAAUAUAACACAUGAUGUCAAGGAAGAGAUGGCUGAGAGGGACAAAAUGACCGGUGAUUCAUGUAAUUCAUGAAUCUGGUUCACUAGUUUAGCACUAGAAUUAUCACAACUAGCUACCUAUCAUAUGCACAGCUGUCCUUUUGCAUUUCCAGAAUCUCAUCUACUAUCCCCAUUUAUCUCUGUGCCCCCUUACUCAGUAAGAUUAUCUCUGUGCCCAUUACUCAGUAAAGAUUAUCUCUGUGCCUCAUUACUCAGUAAGAUUAUCCUUGUGCCGCAUUACUCAGUAAGAUUAUCCUGUGCCCCAUUACUCAGUAAAAUGAAUCUCUGUGCCCCAUUACUCAAUAAGAUUAUCCCUGUGCCCCAUUACUCAGUAAGAUUAAUCUUCUGUGCCCCAUUUCUCAGUAAGAUUAUCCCUGUACACCAUUACUCAGUAAGAUUAUCUCUGUGCCCCAUUACUCAGUAAGAUUAUCUCUGAUUAUCCCUGUGCCCCAUUACUCAGUAAGAUUAAGCAGCCUGCCAGUGUUGCCAAUAAACUCAGGGUGUUAUGGGGACUGUGGAGUGCCCAUGCAUGUCCUUGAAGCCUCUUGAGCCUGUGAACAGCACUCUCUCUGCCCCCUGUACCGUCUGGUUCCCUUUCAAAGCACCUCUUGUUACUGAGCUGUGCAGUGUCUCAUUGACUGUUCCCCUCCACUACCAAGGGAACUGCUCUAGGCAACCUUCUGAGAGGUACACUGUUCAUGUUUGCCUUAGCCAGUUUGGCUCUCUCAUCUCAGAGGUUCAAAGGAGGCCGGCUGAGAGCUCUAACAAAAUCCACAUCUUGCCUGAAUGCGGCCAUGCGUCAUGGUAGGGCUCCACCGACUCCAUAUUUGCCCACUUUGCAGCUUCUGUAAAGCGUAGAUAGUAUUAGUAUACCAUAUCAGUAUUGUUGUUACUUUAUCAGAGCAUAGUGCAUUAAGUAUCCGUCAAUAUGAAACAGGUUGCAAUGUACUGUAAACCAUUACUAGGGAUUUUAUUCAUGUUGAGACCUCAAAAUAUUGGUUAAAAUAUUCAAUACAGUAAAAUGUACAUAACUCAUACAAAUGUUUGCAUAUUGAUUCGGAAAUGUAUUGCUCAAAGCCAUGAUGAAUGUACAGUUCAUGUAGAGAUCAGUCUCUGUCCAUGGUCUUGAGGAACCAUAACAGUUGGUUUUCAUAGUACCUCAAGUGAAAUUGUUCAAUCUAAAGCAAGCUCAUCACAGACCUGUUGGUUACCAAACUGGAGCAUGGUGCUGAUGUUGUAGUUACAGUAGUUCUUUUCAACAUUGGUUCUUCUCUGUUCUGAGUGGAAGUCCUUCAGCAAGUGUAAUCUGUAUGCAUGUUGAGAGGCUGAAGUGUUACGUAUGAGUGAAAUGGACUCGAGUGCUGAGAAUCUCAGUUUUCAGCUAUUUUGUUUAAAAGGUAGUUGACUCGGAGAGAUAGUUGACAAUAGACACUAUUGUAAAAAGUACYGUGUGAUAUGUUUCCUGUUGAAUAUGUCAUAGUGAAACUAAAGUAAAUAACAUGUUUUAUAUGCAGUCCUAGAGAUGUGAGGAUUUCUAUUGUGCUUUUUUUAUUGUUCAUAAUUUUCAACAUGGUCCGAGGAUGUGUUCAUUUAUAAAAAUUAAUAAAAUGUGAGUUUGAACAA